Molecule: messenger RNA, 969 nt
Organism: Phytophthora sojae
Lineage: Eukaryota; Oomycota; Peronosporomycetes; Peronosporales; Peronosporaceae
Exons: 3
Coding region: 1-969 (322 amino acids)
Source: RefSeq, a predicted model, not a curated record
AUGCAGCCCGACCCGUAUACGCAACUUCGUGUCGGUGAUAUAAUGAUUUUUGUUACUAGAUCAAUGCAGGUGAAUCCUCCGGAUAUGGUCUCGUUUUGGCAGGCAAUGGCGAGAAACUCCACUGCGAUCGGCUAUGGCAACGUGGUUGCGCUAUCAGAUGGAGCUUACCUCCUUGGGGAUCCGACUCUAGGCUCCCAGGUAUUCAUUCGUGACUGCUACCCAGAACUAUUGGACGCUUGCAUGAAGCUAACUCGCGAUGAGGCCGAGUGUCCACGCCUCGUGAUCUUCGGUAACUCAGGGAUUGGCAAAACCUUUUUUGGCUUGGUGUUGCUCCUUCAUCUGACCCGAGCUCACGCGACUGUUGUUUACGGUUGUGGAGAAUCUGGGCAGCGGUUUCUGUUCUCUCCUGGCCUGGUUGUUCAGGGGUCAGAUCAAGACUUUCUUGGCGUUUUGGAUGAGUCUACAACCUCCAAAUUGCUACCCAUGCAAGAUGGUUUUAUUGUCUCCGCCAAGGCGCUCACUUUGAUGCCAAUGUGGUCGAAAGAUGAGACCAUGAAGUGCCAUGCAUUAAUGUAUUCUGGCAAAGUGUCGGCCGAGAAGGAGGAAGACUGCUAUCGUCGGUGGGGCGGCAACGCACGCUAUGUGCUACACAAUGCUACGUCAACUUCGCAUCAGGUGCAGCUCCAGAUUGCACUGGUGAGUGUCAACCUGAACUCAUUAGUUACUGCCUGUCGAAGGCUGAACGCGGAUGACUACCACGCCUUACACAACCUGCUUCAUUAUCGCGUAACGAAGUGCUUCCAGAAGGAAUGCUUGGGUUUUGCUUCUCGGUACGUUCAGGAGGAGGUCUACAAGCGCCUUUACAAGCAGAACAAGGAUAAACUGCUCGAGUUUCUUGCUGUAGUGGAUGAUUUUGGGCCUGAUGAUGUGCUGCGCGGUCUGUUGCGCGGGACUGCUGUGCCGUCAUGA